Quercus lobata is the source of this 441-nucleotide messenger RNA. RefSeq lists its product as uncharacterized. The transcript has a single exon. Gene Ontology annotation, molecular function: nucleic acid binding; RNA-DNA hybrid ribonuclease activity. Bases 1 to 441 code for a protein of 146 amino acids. Lineage: Eukaryota; Viridiplantae; Streptophyta; Magnoliopsida; Fagales; Fagaceae. The record is from RefSeq and is a predicted model, not a curated record.
AUGGCUAAUGUAGAAAGGAACAACGUCGUAAAGUGGGCUCCACCACAGGCGAGAUGCUAUAAGGUGAAUGUUGACGGAGCGGUGUUUUCUAAAAUGAAGCAAGCUGGUGUAGGAGUGGUUGUAAGGGAUGGCACAGGUCAGGUGAUAGCUGCGCUAAGCAGGAAGCUAUACUCCUCGCUGGGGCCACUGGAAACAGAGGCUAAGGCUAUGGAGAUAGGAGUCACUUUUGCAAUGGAGAAAGGGGUCAGGGAUGUAACUUUUGAGGGUGACUCACUGGAGAUAUGCAAUGCUAUCCACGGCCUUACUGUAGCUGCUCCUUCGGUUCAAAAUGUAGUCACAGGAAUUCUAAAGUGUGCUCAAGAUUUUCGCACCUUUGGUUUUUCCCCACACCAAAAGACUAGGGAAUACCCUGGCCCACGUACUGGCCCACCAUGCAGUUAA